Molecule: messenger RNA, 687 nt
Organism: Iphiclides podalirius (scarce swallowtail)
Lineage: Eukaryota; Metazoa; Arthropoda; Insecta; Lepidoptera; Papilionidae
Source: the annotation of a GenBank genome assembly
AUGGAUUACUCGAGAACAUCCACGAUUUUCAUACGAUCCUUCUCGAAAGUUGUCACCGGCUGCCUUUAUCUGUUCGUGGCAAUGGAGCUAGUUGCGUUUUUCACGCAAUCAAACUUGACGGAGAAGCAGGAAAAUGACAGAUUGGUAUUCGGCUGCUCGCAUCCUCUAUUGGUAUUUUACUACGAAAGCAUAGACUACUAUAAUAGUACGAUAAAGCUGAUUUUGUAUACAUUGUCGGUGGUCCUAAAAGAGGUUUACAACGAUGAGGAGAUAGAGAAACGAAUGAUAAGGAAGUCUAAGCUGUAUUCGGCCGCUUACAUAUUUAGUUUUAGUAGUUCUCUGAUAUCUUACGGUUUCGAUGGACUAAUGCAAGUUGUGAACGGAGAUGGCACCUUUACCACAGUAAUAACCGCUUGGCCCAAGGUAGAGGAUAGGAGCGCUUGCGCUAAUGUUUCACGUGUUCUAAGCUACUUGAUUUGGUGGCUGUUCAUGAUUCGCGUAUCGGCGGUAUACGUUCUUAUCAUAUCUUUAACGAUUUGUCUGAGCCACCAGUACAUGAGCCUGCAGAGCUACUUUUACAGUCUGCAAAGAAUUUUUGAGGGAACUGAAUCAACUCAGGCUGAGAAAGAGAAAGCGUACGAGGAAUCUGUGAAGAUUGGAAUUCAACUGCACGCCGACACCCUUUGG